AUAGCACAUAGCCAAUAAAUAUUGAUGUUCCCUUCCACCCUCUCACCACAACUCAAUGAAAGCCUGCUCUCUGUCAAUAUGCUUCUGCCUCUGCGUAUUAGCGCUGCAGCCAAGCGAGCUCUCACUCAGCUCACACACAUUCUCAAGCUGCGUGCCUCACGAAUAUUCGUGUCAAGCCUACUGCUAUGGCUUCUGCUGUACGCCUACUGUCGGACCAGAUUCUGGCGUGACCCGCACUCCGCCUUCUUCCAAGAUGACCAUGUUUACGAUCUGGACUAUAGCUUGUACCGCGAGCGGGAAAGCAUGCAUUUUCUCGCGAGGCAUAAUGCGCCUACCUCCCCCCCUGCAAAUGAAUUUUACUAUUCCUAUGCCAAAAACACGAGUGAGACUGAGAACAAGCCACCGGCCGUGUGCGUUGCCAUAGUCACCGUACAUAGAAGACAGGACACGUACUUUGACGCAUCGGUCGGCUCGCUGUUGGAGGGGCUCACUGAGCAGGAGCGGAGGGCAAUGUAUCUCACUGUUCUGUUUGCCGAUACAGACCCGAUGGUACAUCCCAGCUGGGGCCAGAAAUGGGUCGACAGGCUUCUUGACCAGGCCAGGGGGUACAAUGUAUCUGCAGAGCAGCUGGAGGAUCUGAAAAUGUGGGAAGCGGAGAGGAACUUCUACAAGAAGGGGGUCUUUGACUACCUUUAUGCACUGCGGGCCUGCCAGGCUGUCAAUGCCCCUUACACGCUCGUCUUCGAGGACGACAUCAUCCUGGCUACGGGGUGGUUUGCACGAACGCUGAAGAGCCUGGCGGAAAUUAACCGACGUGAAGCUGGACCUGACCAAAAUUAUAGCCAUGCUGGGGAAAAGCGGAAGCCAUGGCUGUACCUACGGCUCUUUUACACGGAGACCUCGCUGGGCUGGAGCAACGCUGACUUCGCAUACCGAAACAUGCCGUUAAUCUUCCUCACACUCACUGCGUCGUCGUUCACUGUUCUUCAUUUCCUUCGGCGCUAUCAUUGCUUGCAGCGCCUGCAUCUCUACACCCUCAGCAUCCUCGUCAUCUCUCUCUUCUGCAUUCCCGCAUUCACGGGGCUGGCGUACAUGAUGGGAAAAUACAACCUCAUGCCGCUCCGCGGCGUGGUGGAGAUGAACAAGUUCGGGUGCUGCACGCAAGGCCUGUUGUUCCCAGCGCAGCGGUUGGACGGGCUGAUAGGGUUCUUGGAAAACAGAGGACAUGGGCAGACGGACUCAUUGAUUGAGGAGUAUGCGGACCUGAAAGGGCUGAAUAGAUAUGCGGUCGCGCCGCCGCUACUGCAGCAUGUGGGCCUAAAGUCCAGCAGGGACAAUACGGAUAUCAAUACGCAGAGUACGUGGCAGUUUUGGUUUGAAAAUAAUGAGCCAGAGGCCUUGAGGAGGGAGCAUGCGAAGUUGUUAGGCGAUGCUGAUGUACAGCGGAUGUUGGAGGCUGCCGCAACGUAGAUUAUCAUAGACUGAAUGGGCUUAGAGUUCGAUCUACUGGAGAACAGGCAUGCUAGGGUACCAGCACGACCUUAAAUUCCACGUGUCCAGUUUGCCGCAAUGAAGCUUGAUCAAUCAGCUACUGCACUGGAAGUCAAUAACGCUGGCCCUGGAGUUCAUAAGAAGUGCGACAAUCAGGCCGUACAAUCCUACCAUACCAGCUCCAU
Aspergillus ibericus CBS 121593 is the source of this 1676-nucleotide messenger RNA. RefSeq lists its product as uncharacterized. The coding region runs from base 25 to 1470 and encodes 481 amino acids. The record is from RefSeq and is a predicted model, not a curated record. Gene Ontology annotation, biological process: GPI anchor biosynthetic process. NCBI's taxonomy places the organism in Eukaryota, Fungi, Ascomycota, Eurotiomycetes, Eurotiales, Aspergillaceae. Gene Ontology annotation, cellular component: Golgi membrane. The transcript is spliced from 2 exons. Gene Ontology annotation, molecular function: glycosyltransferase activity.